AUGGCGCUCCAACCUCCCACUCCCAAGCCUGCCACCAAGGCCGCAACCCAAGUUCCAUCUCCCAAGGGCCGCCUGCUCUUGGUCUCCAACAGACUUCCAAUUACCAUCAAGCGAUCUGAGGAUGGUCACUAUGAAUUUGCCAUGUCUUCGGGAGGCCUAGUCUCGGGUCUUUCUGGCCUCAGCAAGACCACCAAGUUCCAGUGGUAUGGCUGGCCGGGUCUCCAGGUUCCCAAGAAUGAAGCCGCGUCGCUCAACGCACGCCUUAACAAGGAGUACAGCGCGACGCCCGUGUUCAUGGAUGACGAGCUCAGCGAUCGCCACUACAAUGGCUUCUCCAACAGCAUCCUGUGGCCACUCUUCCACUACCACCCAGGUGAGAUCACAUUCGAUGAGCUUGCUUGGGAGGGCUAUGUGGAAGCCAAUCGUCUCUUCGCMAAAGCCAUCGCCAAGGACGUACAGGACAACGACCUCGUCUGGGUGCACGACUACCACCUCAUGCUCCUUCCCGCCAUGCUUCGCGAGGAAAUCAACAAGGCCGGACCGAACAGGGCCAAGAAUGUCAAGUUUGGCUUCUUCCUGCACACGCCGUUCCCAUCAUCCGAGAUCUACCGCAUCCUCCCGGUUCGCAACGAGAUCCUGGAGGGUGUGCUUCACUGCGACUUGAUCGGGUUCCACACGUACGACUAUGCUCGGCACUUUCUGUCGUCGUGCGCUCGUAUUCUGGGUCUCGCGACUACGCCCAACGGUGUCGAGUUCCAAGGCAAGCUGAUCACCGUUGGAGCAUUUCCCAUCGGCAUCGAACCAGACAAGUUUGUUCAAGGCCUCAAGAAGGACAGUGUCAUUCGGCGUAUCGAAUCUCUGAAGAAGAAAUUCGAUGGUGUCAAGAUUAUCGUCGGUGUUGACAGACUUGACUACAUCAAGGGCGUCCCGCAGAAGCUGCAUGCCCUCGAGGUGUUUCUUACCGAGCACCCGGAGUGGAUCGGCAAGGUCGUCCUCGUACAGGUCGCAGUGCCAUCUCGGCAGGACGUCGAAGAGUAUCAAAACCUCCGCGCCGUGGUCAACGAGCUCGUCGGCCGCAUCAACGGCAAGUUCGGCACGAUCGAGUUCAUGCCAAUCCACUUCAUGCACAAAUCUGUAAGCUUCGACGAGCUUGCCGCGCUGUAUGCCCUUUCCGACGUCUGCUUGGUCAGCUCUACCCGCGAUGGUAUGAACCUUGUUUCCUACGAGUACAUCGCUUGCCAGCAAGAACGCAACGGUGUUCUGAUCCUGUCGGAAUUCACUGGAGCCGCGCAGUCACUCAAUGGCGCUAUCGUCGUCAACCCGUGGAACACGGAGGAGCUAGCAGAUUCGAUCUACGACGCUGUCACCAUGGGCGCAGAGCAGCGUCUGAUCAACUACCAGAAGCUCGCCAAAUACGUCAACAAGUACAMGUCGGCCUGGUGGGGGGAGAGCUUCGUCACGGAGCUGACCCGCAUCAGCGAGAAGGCUGAGAAGAAAAUCGUCAAUCAGCACCCGAGCGACCAGGAUGGCGUCGACUCAUCGGCCUCCAAUUCCAAGAACGUCAAGCUUGCCCACAGAUCUUCUUUCAACACUUCAGCAGCCACUGGAGGUGAUCUUCACCCCCACCAGCAGCAAGUGAGCGAAGUAGAUGUAGUGGAUAAGUACGAAAAAACUCCUGUCAAUGAUACUGGUGUUGAUGUCAAGGAGUAA
This is a messenger RNA of Ramularia collo-cygni, 1710 nucleotides long. Its product is annotated as probable Alpha,alpha-trehalose-phosphate synthase [UDP-forming]. The record is from RefSeq and is a predicted model, not a curated record. Gene Ontology annotation, molecular function: alpha,alpha-trehalose-phosphate synthase (UDP-forming) activity. Bases 1 to 1710 code for a protein of 569 amino acids. Lineage: Eukaryota; Fungi; Ascomycota; Dothideomycetes; Mycosphaerellales; Mycosphaerellaceae. Gene Ontology annotation, cellular component: alpha,alpha-trehalose-phosphate synthase complex (UDP-forming); cytosol. Gene Ontology annotation, biological process: trehalose biosynthetic process; cellular response to heat. The transcript has a single exon.